CACUAGCAAGCAAGCUCUGAGCCGCGACACAGGCCAUACUGAUACACCUGGCGCUUGUAAUCAUGAGUCGCGUCCUGCUCGUUGCCCUCGCCGCAGCGAACGCAUUUCUGGUACCACCACCGCGAGCCCUGAGGCCAAAACAGCACGCCACGCCAGACGCAGAUUUAGCAGCCCUCACGCGGGAGGAACUGGAGGAAGAGUGCGGAAGAUUGAGAAGAGAAAACGCCGCGCUGCGAAAACGAAUCGACGCGCCGACGCGCACGAGCUUUUCGUUGAAAACGGCGGCGCUCUGCGCGGGCUUCGCCUUCGAGUGUUAUAAUGAUCCGGCGGGCGCGCGCUGGGAGCGCGGCGCGGACGGCUGCGACGUCGCGUUCCGCUCGACCAGUUUCAUCCGGAGCUGCUACGCGGGGGCCGCGUUAGUGCGCGUCGCCCGCGCCACCGGUUUAAAGUCUCCGUCGACGGGCGGCCUGAAGCUCGAGGAGCUCGCCCUGUCGGGCGCGGGCGUCGACGCCUACUGUCGGUUGGCGGUCGUCGAGAAGGUUUCCAAGAGGUCGCAGCGAGCCCGAGCGUCGAACGCCACUGAUGUCGCUCGAACAGAGACGGUCUGGCGCGCGCCGGACCCCGUGGAGUGGCCCGCCGAGGACUACCACUGUUUGUACGUGGCGGACCCGAAGCGGGCGGCGCUGGCUAUUCGCGUGUUUGACGAGGACGUGGCCAGCGCCGACCGAUUGCUCGGCGUCGGCGAAAUUCCUUUAUCAAGGGCGUUGCUGUCCGGUGGGGAAAGAAGGUGGACCGUCGAUUUGGCCGUGGACGCCGAGGACAAGAUCGCCUUCGAUGGCGGCGCCUUGGUCGGGGGCGCGGUCGUCGGCGCGGCGGCCGGUUUGGCGACAGGAGGGGUCGCUCUCGCGGCCAUGGCCGCGGCCGGUAUAAGAGCCAACAUGCUUAAUGAUGAAAAAAAAGGCCGUCUGGAGCUCGACUUGAAGUAUGCGGCUUUUGAUACUGAUGACGAUGUCAUAAAUCUCGACGCGGACACGCGUUUAUUGCACGAGCGCCAGGACGUCGUGAGGGGCGCCUCACCGGAAGCCGGUGUCGACUGGAGUGAAAUAGCGGACGCCUCGGCCUAUGAAGCGCUAUGCUUCGUGGACCACGCGAAAACGGGCACGCAGGCGGGGCUCUGGAGGGACGCGCAAUCAAAAAAGUUAAUGGUGAGCUUCCGGGGCACGUCGGAACCGCGCGACGUGGUCACGGACGCGUCGGCGUUGAUGACGCCCUGGGCGCGCGAGGCUGAAAUGGAGCGAGAUGAUUAUGAUGAUAGCGUGCCGCUGGCCGCGGGCGACCCGUCGGUGCACGCCGGGUUCCGCGGGGCGCUGGAUUCCAUCGCCAUGCGCCUGAAGCAGCUCGUUUUGAGAGCCUGCGACGAUAGACCCGAGGACUGGGAGUUGUUAGUGACGGGCCACUCGCUCGGCGGCGCGCUGGCGACUUUAUUUGCCUUCGACGUGGCGUAUGGUAUAGAUGCUACUAGGUCGUUGCCCGUGCGGAAACCACGGUCAAAACCCUGGUUCCUCGGCACGUCUACUGUUGCUGCUGUCGCGGACGCCCCGAAAUUUUCAGCUAUCAACCUCGUGACGCUCGGCGCGCCGCGCGUCGGCGACGCGGCCUUCGCCUCACAACUCGACGUGGCCGUCCCGACCCAUUCCAGAUUAGUGAACGGCCAGGACAUCGUCGCUCGGUUGCCGCGGGGCUUCUCCUACGCCCACGGCGGGAGCACGAUCUUGGUGUCGCCCAACGCUACAAUCUGGGUCGAGGGCGAGAAUGAAGGAGAGUGCCCCCUGAAGAAGGGCGACGGCGGUUUGAGCGGCGUCGUGACGCGGCCGGCGCCGCCCGGGAGCCCCCUCGCCACGUUGUUGGACGACGCAUUGGGCGAGGCGCGAUCCGUCAAGCCCUUCGAUGUCCAGAGCGCUUUGGACGCGGCGACGCGGCUGACCCAAAAGUCCGUCAAUACGAUCCAGGGGAGCUCGUCGUCCGAAUUGCUCGGGUCCGUCGGGCUCGACUCUAAAUACGUCGAGGCCGAGCUCAAGAUGCUGUCCGCGCUCGCGUCGGGCGGCGCCCUGGACGACCACCUCGAGCCGGCCUACUUCGCGGCGAUGCUGCGAGCGGUGGCCGAGGACGCUUGAUUGAUCCCUUUUGUUUGUAAUUGCUG
Molecule: messenger RNA, 2200 nt
Organism: Pelagomonas calceolata
Lineage: Eukaryota; Pelagophyceae; Pelagomonadales; Pelagomonadaceae
Source: the annotation of a GenBank genome assembly